UCAUUCAUUUAUUAAUUAUUUAAUUUUCAAGACGGACGUGAAACCAUUUACUUAAACGAAGUUAAUAAUUUGAAUUUGCAAUUUAAUUUAAAACCAUUGUGGAAAUUUUCUUGAUCUUGGCAAGUUUGGGAAUUGGGAUUUAAGUUGUUAAUAAUUUUCAGGGUUUAAGGGGUUUAUGAAUGGAGCACAAAGAAGGGCUGAAUAGUUCUGGGGUUACAGUUAAAAGUAAUGAAACUUCUGAAAACUACAGAAUGACCCCAAGUAAUGAAAUUGCGAAUGGGUUUACUGGAGCAAUGGCUGCAGUUAUACCUGCAACGCCAAUGAGCGUGGCAGCACCGUCUACGGAAGGGCAGAAGAAGAGGGGAAGGCCUAAGAAAUAUAGAUCAGAUGGUUCUUUAAAUACUGCAUUAUCACCAAUGUCAAUAUCAGCUUCAAUCCCACUUUCAGGAGAUUUUUCUGGUUGGAAAAAUAGUGGAAGCCGCCCUGUUGAAUCCUUCAAGAAGAAGCAGAACAAGUUUGAGCUUGGAAUUCCAGGGGAAAAGGUGGCGUAUUCUGCUGGUGAAAAUAUAUCACCACAUGUAGCAUACUCUGUUGGUGGAAACUUUACACCGCAUGUGUUUACUGUUAAUGCUGGCGAGGAAGUCGCAAUGAAAAUUAUUUCAUUUGCUCAACAAGGGUCUACAACUAUUUGUGUGCUGACUGCCAAUGGUGCGAUUUCAAAUGUUACACUUAGUCAGCUUAAUUCUUCUGGUGGAACUUUGACCUAUGAGGUACGAGCUCUUUAG
Solanum dulcamara is the source of this 785-nucleotide messenger RNA. RefSeq names its product AT-hook motif nuclear-localized protein 6-like. Gene Ontology annotation, molecular function: minor groove of adenine-thymine-rich DNA binding. The transcript has 3 exons. Bases 180 to 785 code for a protein of 201 amino acids. The record is from RefSeq and is a predicted model, not a curated record. Lineage: Eukaryota; Viridiplantae; Streptophyta; Magnoliopsida; Solanales; Solanaceae.